AUGACGUCUCCGUUCCACAAAGUGGCGCGCAAAAUCUCGCACAAACUGGACGAGUAUGAGGCGGCUGUGGUGGACCGCUAUACUGCUGUGGGCGAGAACCUGACACAGACGCGAGUGCGCGUGAAAAGCAGUCUGAAGAGCCAAGAGAAGAAGCUCUCGGACAAGUUGGAGCACUGCGAAGCUGCAAUCGUCCAUAGCUAUACCGCCAUGGGGGAGCAUUUGACGCAGACACAAGAGCGACUUAAGGAUAAACUCAACAGUCAGGAGCGGAAAAUCUCCGACAAGGCCGCACACCUUCUGUCAAAGCCUGGAGUGCCGAAGAUGCUGCACCCGCUACGUGGCAAGCUCAGUGGGGAGUGGCUGGCCAUCGAAACAGAGCCAGAGGGCGCUCAAGGAAGAGUUAACCGCUCUUUUAAUAAGGAGUCGUUUGACCCGCAAGAGCCAGUUACGGACUUUAACGAUUCCUUUGAUGACCAGAGCACUGCCACUUCGGAUUCGGAAUGUUCCUAUACGGAAUACCAAACGGACGAUGUUGUCAUCAACAAGGCGCGGAUACCUCGCGAGAAAGUGGUUCUACUGGAGUUUAUCAGUCGGGGAGCGUUCGGAAAAGUGUACAAAGGAACAUACAACGGCCAGUUCGUGGCAGUGAAGACGAUGAGUGACGUGGAUUCGUUUGUCAAGGAGGUCAAGUUGGCGAGCACCAUGAGUCAUCCGAACAUUGUGCAGUUCAUUGGUGUGGCGUGGAAUUAUCGAGAAGAUUUUUGCUGUGUGAUGGAAUACAUGGACGGAGGGGAUUUACGAGGCUUGAUGGACAAAUACGAGGACGAGAACCGUCGGACAGGCUUCGACGCUGCCAAGAUCACGAUCGCGCUGCAUGUCGCUCAUGCUCUGGCCUAUUUGCACUCUCGAGACGUUCCAGUGAUUCAUCGCGACUUGAAGUCGAAGAAUAUUCUGCUGAACGAAGCGCUGGGAGCCAAGUUGACGGACUUUGGCGUCUCUCGGGAACGCGUAGACAGAGCGAUGACUGCAGAUGUGGGUACGUCACUUUGGAUGGCUCCAGAGGUGAUGAUUGGGAAUGCGUACGAUGAGAAGGCAGACAUGUUUUCGUUUGGAGUGGUGCUGUCGGAACUGUCGAUGCAUUCCCUGCCGUACUCACACGCCAAGCGUCCCGGGUCGAAAGAUCAAUUGUCGCCGCUGGUUAUUCUCCAUCGAGUAGUGACGGGAGCGUUAAGCGUGGAAUUUGCUGAGACUGGACCGCGAAAUAUGGUAAGAUUGGGUCUGGCUUGUGUGUCCAUGGACCCUACGAAGAGACCGACAGCAUCUGAAGCAAUGCGUGUAUUGCACGCCUUGUUAAUGCAGGAAGUAUCAGAUUAGUGCUUGAUUUUAGGGACUUCAACUAUCAUUUUGGGAGUCAACAUUUGAAUAAUUAAUUUUUCGUAUCAAUCAAA
Molecule: messenger RNA, 1448 nt
Organism: Phytophthora infestans T30-4
Lineage: Eukaryota; Oomycota; Peronosporomycetes; Peronosporales; Peronosporaceae
Product: protein kinase, putative
Exons: 1
Coding region: 1-1374 (457 amino acids)
Biological process (GO): protein phosphorylation
Molecular function (GO): ATP binding; protein kinase activity
Source: RefSeq, a predicted model, not a curated record